AUGGCCAGUCCCUCUUCAAGGACAGGCCCAGGCCUGGGCCUGGGAGCAGAAGAUUUGGGAAAGCAAAGGACCAGUGGCAGACGGACACUGAGGACAUUUCUGCAAUGGUCCAACCAAGAAAAGAUGGAUGCAGAACAAUGGCAGUGGUGGAUACGGGAAGAAGGGGCAAAAAAUGACUUGGAGUUUUCCAACCAGGGUAAUUUUGAGGAUGGUGUAGGCAUUGGUAUUGAUUGGGCUGGACAUAUUUACUCUGGCUCACUGGGAAGGGCAACGUGCAUGUGUACAAAACUUGACAGUUGUCAAGGCUUUUCCAUUCUCACUGGCCUCAUUGGUCCCUCACAGCAACUUUUGCAAGGCAGGCAAGGUGGGACAGGUAAUGGCAUUCCCAUUUUACAGGUGAGGGAAAUUGGCUUGUUGGCAUGGGUCUCAGGCCCUCGGGGUGACACAGCUGGAGCUAGGACACAAUUGGGCACCAGGACCCGGCAUCAGGCCAAUCUGAGUGGGGUCUCCUUAAUUGCUGCAUUCGUUCAGUCUUUGCCCAGGAGAAACUGCAUCUGCCUCCAUUUUCUGGCUUGA
Molecule: messenger RNA, 576 nt
Organism: Ilex paraguariensis (yerba mate)
Lineage: Eukaryota; Viridiplantae; Streptophyta; Magnoliopsida; Aquifoliales; Aquifoliaceae
Source: the annotation of a GenBank genome assembly